CAGGCCAGGCCAGGCCAGGCCAGAUCAUAAUGGGCUUGGCAGGUCAGCGACCUUCCUCAGCAACUGAUUUCAGCAUACCAAAACCAGCCGUAAGACUCUCUGACUGCGCCAGAAUAGGAUACUCCACUGCACUGUUCCUUUUCUGGCCAAGACCCGAGGUGUCGUAUUUCUUCACCAAGAACAGACAUUUAGAACAAGGAUCAUGGGGCAGUGAAGCUGAGCCCAGCUUUUAAGGGGUGUUUCGAUUGCCCGGAUUGCCAGUCAGCCGUAGCUAGCAAACCUUAUUUCACAUGAAAAGGAGAAUAGCGGAACGUCAUCAUCCAAGUGCGACAGUGCCCCGACUCCCCGUGCCAGACAGUGUACUAAGUAUGUUCAGAGACCGGGAGGAGGCGGAGGCGGUGGUGGACGACAGCAGCAAGCAUGGUGGCCGCCUGCGAAGCUUCCCCCACGAGCGAGGCAACUGGGCGACGCAUGUCUACGUGCCUUAUGAGGCGCAAGAGGAUUUCCUGGACCUGCUUCAGCUCCUCCUCCAGCACGCUCGGACCUACGUGCCUUCCCUGACGGCAGUGUCAGAAUUCCACAUCAGCCUCUCCCAAGUCGUGGUCCUGCGCUAUCACUGGAUAAACCCUUUUGUCCAGUCCCUCAAAGAACACCUGGCCACCUUCCACAGGUUCAUUUGCAGAGCAGACCACUUGAAGGUGUACACCAACGAGGCCAAAACCAGGACCUUCGUGGGCUUGGAGGUUUCUUCUGGCAGUUCUCAGUUCUCGGAUCUUGUUUCUGAAGUGGACCGAGUCAUGGAGGAUUUUAACCUGACCCCGUUCUAUGAGAACCCAUCGUUCCAUCUCAGCCUCGCGUGGUGUGUCGGGAACCUCUCGAAAGAACUCCGAGGCCGGUGUCUUCAGGAGCUCCAGGAGAUUGUGGAUGGGUUUGAGGACUCUGCGUUCCUUCUGCGACUCCCUGGCACCGAAGUUCGUUGCAAGUCUGGCAAGAAGGUGUUUUCCUUCCCUCUGCGGUAGGAACCCUGGAGCAGCGGGCUUUGAACCUGGACUGGCUUGGCCAUGGGGCAGCGUCACCCCUCCCGGUGGGAGGUGUUGCCUUCGUGGCUAUCAUGAAUGCCUUUGCUGUGCAGCUGCUACACGGGCAGCCGCUGUUUCAUUCCGGUGCAAUUCUUGGGCAAGUUUUGGCAAGUGGAAAUUUGGGGCACAGAAGGCGAUGGUGCUCUUCUGUGAGGAAGGCAAUGCAGCGACGUCUCUCGGGGAGCUCUGAGACCCGGUUGUGUAGGGGCCUGACCUGGAGGAAGGUGCUCUUCUGUUAAGAAGCCUCGGGACCCUGUCCUUUGAACACAGAUGGUGCUGCACAAGCAGCUCUCGGCCCUGAGCAUCCCUGUCCAUUGGAGAGCAGCAAAGGCAUCUGGUGGUUGUCAGGGAGGACCGUUGGCUGAAAAAAGCAAGCGUGAAAAAUAGAAUUACAGAGAUGUUUCAUGGGCUGUAUCAAAAGCCAGACGAACGUAUCUGCACCCAGGCUGGGUGGGGAGGAGAGAGACAGCCCUGGUUCACGGGCAGACAAACGCCAGGGGGCAGUGCUGGCUCGGGAAAGCGGCAGCGUGCGGUUCUGCCGCUCACUGUGUCUGGUUUGUAAGACAUCUAGAGCCAGACUCUCUGGUUUCCAAGUUUUGUAGGGGUGACCAUGACAGUUUAAGGAAUUUAAGCACAUCAGGAUGGCUGUAGGAAGAGGCUGUGGCCAUUACAAAGCUUCCCGUUGAACUGGAUCCACAUGCCAGUUUCAAAAAGGCAUUCAGGUUAGCACCUUUCUACUAUUAAAAGCAUAAGCUGUCUUUUGACUGGAGAGACAUUUAUAAAAGUGUAAAACAUGGAAAGCAAUAAAAAUGCGAACCCCAA
Molecule: messenger RNA, 1901 nt
Organism: Varanus komodoensis (Komodo dragon)
Lineage: Eukaryota; Metazoa; Chordata; Lepidosauria; Squamata; Varanidae
Gene: USB1
Product: U6 snRNA biogenesis phosphodiesterase 1
Exons: 7
Coding region: 291-1019 (242 amino acids)
Biological process (GO): U6 snRNA 3'-end processing
Cellular component (GO): nucleus
Molecular function (GO): 3'-5'-RNA exonuclease activity
Source: RefSeq, a predicted model, not a curated record